Molecule: messenger RNA, 1149 nt
Organism: Nymphaea colorata (pocket water lily)
Lineage: Eukaryota; Viridiplantae; Streptophyta; Magnoliopsida; Nymphaeales; Nymphaeaceae
Product: peroxidase P7-like
Exons: 4
Coding region: 178-1146 (322 amino acids)
Biological process (GO): hydrogen peroxide catabolic process; response to oxidative stress
Molecular function (GO): heme binding; peroxidase activity
Source: RefSeq, a predicted model, not a curated record
GAGAGAGAGAGAUCCAAAGAGAUUUGUUGAAGGCAGGUUGAAUGAGGUCAAGAUGUUUCGACAUUUUAUGGAGCCAACGUGUUAUAAAUAAGCUGCACUCCCUCCUUCAGUUCAUAACAAGCCUUAAUAUAUUCAGCCUAUAGACGAUAGGAAGUAGUAAUCGCCAUUUUAGUGGCCAUGGCUUCUUUCUCUGCAUUUGUUGUGGUUGCUAUCACCAUUCUGGGCCUCCUGAUUCAAGGAAGCUCCCAUCCCCAACUCUCCUCUGAUUUCUACAGUGACAUUUGUCCUGACCUCCUCCCUAUCAUCCAGCGUCAGGUUCAAUUAGCAGUGGCUGAAGAGAGGAGGAUGGGAGCUUCCCUACUUCGCCUCUUCUUCCAUGACUGCUUUGUCAAUGGAUGUGAUGCUUCGGUGCUCUUGGACGAUACACCGACAUUCACUGGAGAAAAGAAUGCUGCUCCAAAUAAAAACUCAAUUAGAGGGUUCGAAGUCAUUGAUGCCAUCAAGGCUGCAGUGGAGGAGGCCUGCCCUGGUGUUGUUUCUUGUGCUGACAUCCUAACCAUCACUGCUAGAGAUUCAGUUGUUGAGUUAGGAGGGCCAUACUGGGAUGUGAAAUUGGGAAGAAGGGACGCCAGAACGGCAAGCCAGGCAGCUGCAAACACCAGCAUUCCACCUCCCACCAACAGCCUCGAUCAACUCAUCACUAGCUUUCAUGCACAGGGCCUCUCGGUUCAGGAUAUGGUUGCACUGUCAGGGGCACACACCAUUGGCUUGGCAAGAUGCACCAACUUUAGAAACCGCACCUACCAUGAGAAGAACAUAAAUGGGUUCUUUGCCAAAGAAAGGCAAGAGAGAUGCCCAAGAAUUGUAGGCCAUGGAGACAACAAUUUGGCCCCCCUGGAUGUGCAAACCCCAACAGUCUUUGACAACAACUACUACAAGAAGCUGCUUGGCUACAAGGGCCUUCUGCACUCUGACCAGCAGCUCUUCAAUGGCGGACCCACCGACUCCAUAGUUCACACUUACGCCGAAAACCCUGAUGCCUUCUAUGCAGAUUUCAUUGCAGCGAUGAUCAAGAUGGGAGAUAACAAACCCCUCACUGGUACUGAUGGAGAGAUAAGGAUGGAAUGCAGGAAGGUGAACUAUUGACAA